Molecule: messenger RNA, 573 nt
Organism: Besnoitia besnoiti
Lineage: Eukaryota; Apicomplexa; Conoidasida; Eucoccidiorida; Sarcocystidae
Exons: 2
Coding region: 1-573 (190 amino acids)
Source: RefSeq, a predicted model, not a curated record
AUGCGGCUCUACAGAGUCAUCGCACGCAAGAAGCUAGCGAGACUCGAGAGGGCCUGCUGGUCGCUCGCGGCCCCCGAGGUUCCUCUCCUCUCCCACGAGGCGCGGCGCCUGUCGUCUGGAGCCGGUCGAAGCUUUAGAAAGCUGUCUCCGUCGAGCUCGGCUACCGCUACUCCGCGCCCUGCGCGCAAGGCGAAAGCCGGGCGAGGAGAGAGGCUGGCCGAAGGCCUCAACGAGGUUGCGGGCAGACAGCGCCUGGCCGCGGAAGACACCGCCAGGGGGCGAGGCGCGCGCAAAGGCAAUUGGGAACGCAUGGGCGCCCCUGGCGGGCUGUCCAGCUGCAUGCGCCGCAUAAACCCUCUAAACCCGACUUCGGGGGUCCGGAGGGCUUUUUUGGCAGCGCCUCUGUUGUUGAGCCUCCCCGCAAAGCGCAAGGGAGUCUGUUCGUCUUCGGUUAAACUCGCGGCUCGGCGGGAGCGCGCGGGCAGGGCGCCACCGCGUUGCGUACCUCUUAGGCUGGAUUAUUUAUCAGCUUUUUCUGGGGAGUAUAUACUCCGGGUGGCACUACUGGUUUGA